Prinia subflava (tawny-flanked prinia) is the source of this 1020-nucleotide messenger RNA. It is a transcript of the gene IAH1, whose product is annotated as isoamyl acetate hydrolyzing esterase 1 (putative). Gene Ontology annotation, molecular function: hydrolase activity, acting on ester bonds. The transcript has 6 exons. Bases 105 to 836 code for a protein of 243 amino acids. Lineage: Eukaryota; Metazoa; Chordata; Aves; Passeriformes; Cisticolidae. The record is from RefSeq and is a predicted model, not a curated record.
GAAGCGGCGACGCCGCCGCCUCCUCCCGCCGCCGCCGCCUCCUCCCGCCGCCGCCGCCGCCGCCUCCUCCCGCCGCCGCUCCCGGCGGAUGUCCGGCCGCGGCCAUGGCGCUGGGGGAGGCGGCAGCCCGCGGGCGGCUCCUGCGCUGGCCUCGGGUCCUGCUCUUCGGAGACUCCAUCACUGAGUACUCCUUCCAGGAAAACGGCUGGGGGGCGUACCUUGCUGAGAGACUGGUCAGAAAAUGUGAUGUUGUGAACCGUGGGAUCUCGGGGUACAACACCAGAUGGGCUAAAUUGGUUCUUCCAAGGCUGAUCACUGAAAGUGCUAAUGCUGACAGUAUUGUUGCAGUUACCAUUUUCUUUGGAGCUAAUGACAGUGCUUUGAAAGAGCUGAACCCGAAGCAGCACGUUCCUCUGGAGGAGUAUGCUGCCAACCUGAAGGCCAUGGUGCAGUACCUGAACUCAGUGGGCGUCACUGCCGACAGGAUUAUUUUGAUAACACCACCACCUCUUGAGGAAUCAGCGUGGGAAAAGGCAUGCCUUGCCAAAGGUGACAAACUGAACCGCCGCAAUGCCACCACCGGGCAGUACGCGCAGGCCUGCGUGCAGGCCGCCCGGGACUGCGGCACCGACGUGCUCGACCUCUGGAGCCUCAUGCAGAAGAAUCAGGAUUUCUCUUCCUAUUUGUCGGAUGGCCUUCAUUUAUCAGCAAAAGGCAACAGCUUUCUAGCAGCUCAGCUUUGGUCACGCCUGGAAAAUAGACUGUCUGCUCUUCCUUCACUGCUUCCUUACUGGCGUGACGUGGACCACACGAACCCCGAGGCCAGCCUGCUGUGACAUCCCUGCAGGGAGGCCUGCUGUGACAUCCCUGCGGGGAGGAGCCAGGGCAGCACAGAGCCAGCCCGGGCUCCUGGCACUGCUGCAGGCUGUGUCCUCAGGGAAUGCGGCACUGGAGGGGCCCAGCAGGGCUCUUCUCUGCCCCCUUUCCUUGGUCUGUGGGAGAAUAAAGGUGAGGCCACUU